Malus domestica (apple) is the source of this 4228-nucleotide messenger RNA. RefSeq lists its product as uncharacterized. The record is from RefSeq and is a predicted model, not a curated record. NCBI's taxonomy places the organism in Eukaryota, Viridiplantae, Streptophyta, Magnoliopsida, Rosales, Rosaceae. Gene Ontology annotation, molecular function: protein binding; nucleic acid binding; ATP binding.
AGAGAGAGAGAGAGUGACAGCCUGAAAUUCCCCCGCCAAACCCAAAAGGCAAAAAAACCAGAAGAAACCCUUGCUGCCAGUGAGAAUUCCGAAGCUUGAGAGAGAAGCAAUUGGAGCAUGGCGGAAGGCCAGAUUGAGAUCCAGGUCCGUGCGCUGGAAGGCAAACCGGCCACGGUUUCGGUCCCGGUCGACGAAACCAUCGACGGCCUCAAGCUCCUUCUCAAGCAAUUUUUCCCACCCGCCAAAAACUCCCCCAAUUUUCACCUUUUCUUCAAGGGUGAGAAGUUGAGGCUGCAGAGUCAGAUUGGAAGGCUCAACAUUCGUCCGGGUGAGUUUCUAGUGCUUGCCCCAUUUACUAAGAAAGACCCGAAUUGUAAUGAGACCCCGAAAUCUGAACAAACGAAAACACCAGCGAAUUGUCCUAGUAAAAGCUCGAUUAAGAAGUUUGCCGAUUCGGCGUGGUCUGAUAUGAUGGAAGACUUAACCUUUUUACAUGACAAUUCAAAUGAUAAAACUCCGAAGGGGCCUAGUGUAGGAAGUUUCAAUCUUGGAGGUAGAAGUGAGGUAAAUGAUGAAGCCGCUAGUUCUCGCGCUUGUGGAGCAAAGAGAAAAAUGGGAACUUUUGAUUGUGAUGACAUUGUAUUGGAUAUAUUGCGUUCUAGUAUAAACGGAAAUGUCCUUGAUGAACAGAAUUUUAAAAGGUUUAUUGAGGUUUUGGAGACGGUGAGUUGUUUAUCAGACCCUUAUUCCCGGGACUGCUUGUUGUGGAGAAGAGCUGUUUUGCGGCAACAGGGCUUUGGCACUGGACUGCAUAAAGGCAAUAGUAGUUCAUGCUUGUGUCCAGCGUGGUUGAAGAUAAUCAUGAAGGCAUUUGCUUUCUUAAACACUUUUUCUGCAUUUCUUCAAUUACAGCAGGCGAGAACAACCUCAAUCAUUUUGGAGCAAGCAUUGCACCAGCUUGGGAGAUUUGGAGUUAGGCUUGGUAUGAAGGACAUAGAACAUCUUUCCAUUAUUUCUCCUAAGGUAGUACAUUUUGCAAAUGAGAAUGCAGAGCUGGAAGGUUCUGGUAAUGUGCUUGUUAUUAUCAAUGGUUCAACAGGACAGAAUGGUCGAAAUGAAGAUCAUCAUAAAUAUGCUUGCAAGCAAAUGGAUAUUUCAAAGAUUAUCAGUAUAUCGAAAAUACGGGAAAGUUCUUUCAGAAGUAAUUUGUGGGAGGCUGUAGAGUUGUUAAUGUUUAAAACUGGAAAUGAGACUUCCAUGGAUUUUUCCUUGGAAGACUUGCUCAAAUCAGUGAAGGAAUGUGGUCCUGCUGCAAGAGGAAAUGAAGCAAAGCGACUAAGGGUAACACGUGCAGCUUCAAAUAAUUAUUUUGACCGAAAUCAAUCUAAAGCUUCAAGAAAACAUCGAUGUUGUUUAACAGGUUCAUUCCAACCAGAGGAGAUGAUUAAACAUCUUAGAGAGGGACUUGGAUCGAAAGGACAGAUAGUGCAUGUUGAAGACAUUAGUGCUCGGAGAGCCGCUUAUGUAGAAGUUCUACAAGAACUAUCUGAAAACAUGAGAUCUGCACUUCGUAGCACUGGAAUCACUCAAUUAUAUACUCAUCAGGCAGAGUCAAUACAAGCCUCACUUUCUGGGAAGAAUGUUGUUGUGGCAACAAUGACAUCGAGUGGGAAAUCUCUUUGCUACAAUCUGCCGGUCUUAGAAGCCUUGUCCCACAGUUCAUCUGCAUGCGCUCUAUAUUUAUUUCCAACAAAGGCUUUAGCUCAGGAUCAACUAAGAAGUUUGUUGGCUAUGACCAAAGGAUUCAAUUGUGACUUAAACAUUGGUGUAUAUGACGGUGACACUCCUCAGGAGGAGAGGACAUGGCUGCGUCAAAAUGCUAGGCUGCUAAUCACAAAUCCAGAUAUGUUGCAUGUAUCACUCCUGCCAUACCAUAAAGGAUUUCGGCGGAUUUUGGAAAAUCUCAGGUUUGUAGUCAUUGAUGAGGCACAUGUGUAUAAGGGGGCAUUUGGUUGUCAUACUGCUCUAAUAUUAAGGAGACUUCGCCGGCUCUGCUCACAUGUAUAUGGAAGUGAUCCUUCUUUUGUGUUUUCUACUGCAACUUCGGCAAAUCCUCAUGAUCAUUGCAUGGAACUUGCUAGUCUACCAACUUUAGAGCUGAUUCAGAAUGAUGGAAGUCCGUCUGCAAGAAAGCUUUUCGUCCUUUGGAAUCCUAUUGCGAAUCUACAAAGACAAACUACGUCGACGACAACCAAUAAUAUUAUGGAUAAUGGUAACUCUGCUGUUGAAAAUGCUAAUCCCCAUACUUCAAGCCCAAUGAUGGAUCUUUCAUGCCUCUUCGCUGAAAUGGUACAGCAUGGUCUACGUUGCAUUGCGUUUUGCAAAUCACGCAAGCUUUGUGAACUUGUGUUGUGCUAUACGCGUGAGAUUCUUCUGGAGACCGCACCCAAUUUAGCGGAUUCUAUAUGUUCUUAUCGUGGUGGUUACGUUGCAGAGGAUAGGAGAAAGAUAGAGAGGGAUUUUUUCAAUGGAAAACUUUGUGGUAUCGCUGCAACAAAUGCCCUUGAAUUGGGUAUUGAUGUUGGACACAUAGAUGCAACUCUUCAUUUGGGUUUUCCUGGUAGUAUAUCUAGCUUGUGGCAACAAGCUGGCAGGGCUGGAAGGAGAGAGAGACAUUCUCUUGCAGUGUAUGUUGCAUUUGAAGGGCCCCUUGAUCAAUACUUCAUGAAACAACCAAAUAAACUUUUUGGAAGCCCAAUUGAGCGCUGCCAUGUCGAUGCUAAGAACCAAAUGGUUCUUGCACAGCAUUUGGCUUGUGCUGCUCUAGAACACCCCCUGAGUUCGUCUUAUGAUGAAAGGUUUUUCGGCUCUAGUAUGAACAGUGCCAUAGUACCUCUUAAAAAUAAAGGGUAUUUGAGUCUUGAUCCAUCGUGUAAUUCGUCUGCCGAGAUUUGGAACUAUACUGGGCAAGAGAAAAUGCCUUCACGUUCAGUAAGCAUCCGAUCAAUAGAUUCUGAGAAAUACAAAGUUAUAGACCAGCAAAAGAAAGAAAUCCUUGAAGAGAUCGAGGAGGGCAAGGCUUUCUUUCAGGUAUAUAAAGGUGCUGUUUAUAUGAACCAAGGAAAUACAUACCUGGUCACAAGCUUAGAUACUUGGAGUAAGGAAGCUUUAUGCAAAGCAGCUAAGUUGGAUUAUUACACAAAACCCCGUGAUUGCACAAGAGUUCAUAUCAUGGGCGGUAAUAUGGCUCAUCCACCUAAGGUUUCCAGAACAUCUGCCCGAACAGAUUCUUGCAAAGUAACAACUAGAUGGUUUGGAUACUUUAGCAUAUGUAAAGCAACGCACGAGGUACUUGAAUCAGUUGAACUUAAACUUCCGGAAUAUACUUAUGAGUCACAGGCAGUGUGGGUUCCAGUUCCACAUUGGAUAAGAGAAUCAGUGGAGGCGAAAGACCUUGAUUUCCGUGCUGGACUGCAUGCUGCAACACAUGCUGUUCUACACGUUGUGCCUUUACGGAUAAUAUGCAACUUAUCUGACUUGGCUCCAGAGUGUCCAUACCCUACUGACAAAUCCUAUUUUCCAGAAAGGAUUCUAUUAUAUGACCAGCAUCGUGGAGGGACUGGUGUCUCUGUACAGGUUCAACCGAUAUUUAUGGAGCUCUUUACUCCUGCUAUCGAACUUCUUUCGUCUUGCAGCUGCUCAAGAUCUGGUGGCUGCCCUAACUGUGUACAAAGUUUUGCGUGCGAGGCAUAUAAUGAAGAUUUACAUAGGGAGACAGCAAUUAUGAUCCUUAAGGGUGUUCUUGAAGAAGAAAACUUAAACACGCGGGGAUCUCCCGAGUCAUUGAAAUCUUCGGUGAAGCAAGACGGAAGUAGAGGAACUGGCAAUGGGUACCUACAACCGUCACCGUCACCACCACCACCACAUCCCUAACGCUAAAUGGGAUACUGACCGGAUUAACUUCAUUCUUUCGAAUUCUCGGUAUAUAGAACAAUAAGGUUUACAAGCUUUGCAGUUUUAUUUUAUUUUAUUUGGUCGAAACAAGCUUUGUAAUUUCUCAGCCCCUGUAGUCUACGUUGUAGUAUUUCUUGAUGGAAUGUUUUAUAUAAGGCUAAACUGGGAUUAGCGUUAGAAAUAGGGAACUUUAACGAAAAACUUUUGGUACUGUUUACUUUAACUAAAAACCACAUUUUUACACUAAGAAGUCAAUCUUGAUACUAUUCACUUU